Molecule: messenger RNA, 819 nt
Organism: Mya arenaria
Lineage: Eukaryota; Metazoa; Mollusca; Bivalvia; Myida; Myidae
Product: fibropellin-3-like
Exons: 8
Coding region: 1-819 (272 amino acids)
Molecular function (GO): calcium ion binding
Source: RefSeq, a predicted model, not a curated record
AUGGUAAAGACGCAGGACCUGGUACAGGCGCGGGACCUGGUACAGGUUGAAGACGUGGAUGUAAACGAAUGUGCAUCAUUCCCAUGUGCCAAUGGCGUGUGUUCCGAUCACGUGGGUUAUUUUACCUGUUCAUGCUUCCCUGGCUAUACUGGAACCUGUUGCGCAAUAAACAUUGACGACUGUCAGUCCGGACCUUGUUUGAACGGUGGCUUGUGUAAAGACGGGGUCAAUUCCUACACGUGCACAUGUCGCAGGGGGUAUACAGGAGACAACUGCCAAACAGAUACAAACGAGUGCGUAUCAUCGCCAUGCCGAAAUGGUGGGACUUGUUUUGACAAUGCUGGAUUCUUUUCAUGCGUCUGUCCUGCAGGAUACACGGGAACUCGCUGCGAAAUUGAGACAAAUGAGUGUGCCUCCAACCCUUGCCGAAACAACGGAUUAUGUACAGACCUUCCGUUAGAAUUCAACUGUACCUGUCCUGUCCUGUUCACCGGACUCAUCUGCGAAAUCGGAACGGUGGCUUUUGUAUUGACGUUCCCGGCGGAUACAACUGUUCAUGCAAUCCGGGAUACACAGGGUCAAGGUGUGAUAUCGAUAUCAACGAGUGUAAUUCCCAGCCCUGUAAAAACGGUGGAAUAUGUCAAGAUAAAAUCAACGGAAUUGAGUGCGUUUGUGCUGCUGGAUAUGAAGGAGCAUAUUGUCAAAUUGACGUUGAUGAAUGUGAAUCACAACCGUGUAGAAAUGGUGCAAUAUGCCAUGAUGGUGUCAACAACUAUACGUGUGUUUGUCAGGAUGGGUUUACUGGUGGAACUUGUUUAA